Messenger RNA from Lobosporangium transversale, 1338 nucleotides. Its product is annotated as homogentisate 1,2-dioxygenase. Gene Ontology annotation, biological process: L-phenylalanine catabolic process. The transcript has 7 exons. Gene Ontology annotation, molecular function: homogentisate 1,2-dioxygenase activity. The coding region runs from base 1 to 1338 and encodes 445 amino acids. The record is from RefSeq and is a predicted model, not a curated record. Gene Ontology annotation, cellular component: cytoplasm. NCBI's taxonomy places the organism in Eukaryota, Fungi, Mortierellomycota, Mortierellomycetes, Mortierellales, Mortierellaceae.
AUGACUGACAUCAAGAACGAUUACCAAUACCAACCUGGCUUCGGCAAUCACUUCUCAUCCGAGGCUCUCCCCGAUGCUCUUCCCAAGGGUCAAAACACUCCACAAGUCUGUCCUUAUGGUCUCUACGCCGAGCAACUCUCUGGAACUGCUUUCACUGUUGACCGCAAGCAUAACGAGAGAACCUGGCUUUACCGCAUCCGCCCCUCUGUCUGUCACACACCCUAUGAGGCCUUUCACAAGAAGACACACCUCGUGGGAAACUACACUGAUGCAGCGAACGUUAGUGUGACUCCAAACCAAUUACGUUGGUCUCCUUUUGAUCUGCCUACCGAACCCACCGACUUUGUCGAGGGUCUUCACUCGAUCGCUGGUGCUGGCGAUGUCGGUGUCAAGCAUGGUAUGGCCGUUCUCAUCUACGCUGCUAACAAGAGCAUGGAGGAUGCUGCCUUCUACAAUUCUGAUGGUGACUUUCUGAUCGUUCCCCAGCAGGGUCGCCUAGACAUCACGACCGAGUUUGGAAAGAUCUUGGCCCAUCCUAACGAGAUCUGUGUCAUCCAGCGCGGCAUUCGAUUCUCUGUUGCUCUCCCCGAUGGUCCAAGCCGUGGUUACAUUUGCGAAGUAUUCAACGGCACCUGGACUAUUCCUGAUCUCGGACCCAUUGGUGCUAAUGGACUCGCCAACCCCCGUGACUUCCAGACACCCGUCGCUGCAUUCUCUCAGGAGGAGAAGCCAUUCCGUAUAAUUAACAAAUAUGGAGGUCAACUCUUUACCGCCAAGCAGAACCACACUCCCUUCGAUGUCGUUGCCUGGCAUGGUAACUAUGCUCCAUUUAAGUACAACCUUGCCUUGUUCAACACCAUCAACUCGGUCUCCUUUGAUCACAUUGAUCCCUCUAUCUUCACCGUCCUUACUUGCAAAUCUGAAAAGCCAGGUGUUGCCAUUGCUGACUUUGUCAUCUUCCCUCCUCGUUGGUCCGUGCAGGAGAACACUUUCCGUCCCCCAUACUUCCAUCGCAACUGCAUGUCCGAGUUUAUGGGCUUGAUUCACGGUACUUAUGAGGCCAAGCAAGGAGGAUUUGUUCCCGGUGGCGCUUCCCUCCACUCUAUGAUGACCCCUCAUGGUCCUGAUGCCCCUACAUUUGAUAAGGCCUCGACUGAAGAAUUGAAGCCAAUGUACAUUGCCAAGGGCACUCAAGCCUUCAUGUUUGAGUCAUCGAUGCAGUUGCAGCCCACUCAUUGGGCCAUUAAGGAGAGUGGCAAGGUUCAGCACGACUACUUCCAGGCAUGGCAGGGACUCAAGAGCAACUUUGAUCCCAACUGGAAGCCCACUAAGCACUAA